UCCUUUCCUUAACCUCUUAGUCCAAACACGGCCACUAUAAAAUCCAUUUUUCCGACCAUCAUCACAAAUCUAUCUUCCAAAAACUAACAACAAAAAUGGAUAUCGAACAAGCAAUAAGAAACCAAACCCAAGUGUCUUUAUCUCUAACAACCCACCUUUUGACCAAAAAAACAUCAACUUCAUCCAACACUGUUUUCUCACCACUCUCGAUCCAUGUCAUUCUAAGCAUAAUAGCUGCCGGGUCAAAAGGUCAAACACUUGACCAGCUUCUGUCUUUUUUGAAAACAAAAACAGUUGAUGAUGUUAACACGCUCUCUUCACAGCUUGUUUCUUUGGUUUUGGCUGAUGGGAGUAUAAAUGGUGGGCCACUUUUGUCUUUUGUUAAUGGCGUUUGGGUUGAACAAACACUCCCAAUUAAGGAUACUUUUAAACAUGCUCUGGAAAAUGUUUAUAAGGCUGUUUCUAAUCAUGUUGAUUUUCAGACCAAGGCUGUUGAGGUAGCUAGUGAAGUGAAUGUGUGGGCCGAAAAGAAAACCAAUGGUCUUAUCAAAGAGAUCCUUCCUGCUGGUGCAGUUGACAGUUCCACCAAACUUAUCUUUGCUAAUGCAGUCUAUUUCAAGGGAGCCUGGAGCGAGAAGUUUGACCCGUCAAAGACAAAAGACUCCGACUUCCAUCUUCUUGAUGGUAGCAAAGUGCAAGUUCCCUUCAUGACUAGCAAGAAAAAACAAUUUGUGCGUGAGUAUGAUGGUUUUAAAGUAUUGGGACUCCCCUAUUUACAAGGGGAUGAUAAACGCCGUUUUACGAUGUACUUCUACCUUCCAGAUGCAAAAGAUGGACUUCAAUCUUUGGUAGAAAACAUAGGUUCCACAUCUGACUUCUUGGACCAUCACAUUCCACGCCAAAAGGUGGAAGUCGGGCAGUUUCUGAUCCCAAAAUUCAAGAUCUCAUUCGGGUUCGAGGCUUCUGAAAUGUUGAAGGAAUUAGGGCUUGUGUUGCCUUUCAGUGGCGGAGAAGGUUUGACCGAGAUGGUUGACUCCCAUGUGGGCAAAAAUCUAUAUGUUUCAAGCAUUCACCAUAAGUCAUUUGUGGAGGUGAAUGAAGAAGGUACAGAGGCUGCAGCGGCUUCUGCAGCUGUAGUGAUGAUGAGAUCCUUGAUGACCAAUGAUAAGGUCGAUUUUGUGGCGGAUCAUCCCUUCUUGUUUGUGAUCAGAGAAGAUAUGACUGGAGUCGUGUUGUUUAUGGGACAGAUGGUUGACCCUCGUGUUGGCUGAACACGUUGAAAUUUUUGCACUUGUAUGAUGGUUAACUUUUAAUUGUGUUUGUAUAAGUUUGCUUUAAUGUGUGUAACUUAUGAGUGGCAAUAAAUCUCUAGUAUCGACUA
This is a messenger RNA of Erigeron canadensis, 1381 nucleotides long. RefSeq names its product serpin-ZX-like. The record is from RefSeq and is a predicted model, not a curated record. Gene Ontology annotation, molecular function: serine-type endopeptidase inhibitor activity. Lineage: Eukaryota; Viridiplantae; Streptophyta; Magnoliopsida; Asterales; Asteraceae. Bases 96 to 1271 code for a protein of 391 amino acids. The transcript is spliced from 2 exons.